AAGGAAGCGAUAAACAGUGCGAAGAAGAAAAAAGGCACUUCCGCAUAGUCACGGUUAGUUUACCUCAGCCGACCUGGUCAGCAGUUGUUGGCCCUGUCCUGACACAGAAUGGCUAAACAGAAAGACAAGAGACGAGAGAAAACCAGCGUCGCCACCGAGAUUGACCGUUUGGAGGAGCGGCGGGCGCGUUGCCGGGACAACCUGGAGAAGGCGGAGUUCAGGACCAGGAAGGAGAAACUCUCCGAAAAGGACAGACAGGAUCUGGAAGAUGAAAUGACAAUCAUGAAUGAAAGGGUGCAAAAGCUCGACAAGGAGCUGGAGACCUUAAGAGGAGAGAAUCGGAAGAACAUGCUACUGUCAGUGGCUCUGCUUGCUGUCAGCGCUCUAUUCUACUAUAUAUUUUUCUACAAUGAGGAGAACUCGUGAUACCACACGGUAUCUUGAGGGGACGUACAGCUCUCAUUCCUGACACUUGAAAGAGAAAUAAAGUGCAGUGUUGAUGCAGUACCUCAGUUCUGCCUCUAGAUGGCAUCACGUCAUCGUCUCCAUUUCGCCACCACAGCUUCCUCAACGGUGAAAUCUGUGUAAGAACCAUGUUUCAAUACUUAAUAAUGUCUGCAUUGGUCUCUCAGUAUAGCUGAAUAUGUCUCACUUCUCACUAUUUUCUUUUUUUUGUUUAGAAAGUACAGUUAUUUUCUGUAUUCCAAUGUAAGCUGGAACCUGGUGGUACAUUAUUGUCAUUACUCAGCUUGUGUGUGACCAGAAAAAGAAGUCUGUGGGCUAUUUCAGCAGCACUGAAACUACUUGAAUAGUCAUACUUGGCUAUCGGGUAACAAAAUCGAAUAAUUCACCAGCGUGUGACCUGCCUGUAAGUUAUCCCAGGGUAAUCCAAAAAUGUUGGACAUCUGCACUCUACUGCAGGUGACCAGGGUUGUAUUGUAAAUUUUCACUGCUGUGGAAAACGCCUUCCUGUUUAAUAUGACAACAUAUUCAACAUCACUGAGACUUAAUGACAUUAAAACUAUACGUUUUGCCUAAUGCGACAAAUAAAACUAAUAUCACUAUUUUAUAUAAUGUAUUGAUGAGACACUUGAUGCCAAAUACAACUGAUCUUAACAAUACUUUGCAUGUGCAUGUCAGACGGAUGGAUGGAAAUCCGGAAAGAAGUAAAUGAUCCAGAAUCUGAAGAAUGUAUAGUUUUCAUGACAUAACAAUGCUGUAAUUCAACUAUCUCUAAAGAAGCGCUUAAAGAUGCCAAAGAUGUUCAAAACUAUCGAUUCAACAGUUAAGAAAAAGGAGAAUAUUGGAACUUGGUGUGGUCUUUAUACUUGCUUUCAUUCGUUCUGUUCAUGUUAUUGUCUGUUAGUUUUUUUCCAUGAAUGUAAUAAACACUUAAUAUCCAAUUUGGAAGCA
Scophthalmus maximus (turbot) is the source of this 1413-nucleotide messenger RNA. It is a transcript of the gene ccdc167, whose product is annotated as coiled-coil domain containing 167. NCBI's taxonomy places the organism in Eukaryota, Metazoa, Chordata, Actinopteri, Pleuronectiformes, Scophthalmidae. Bases 109 to 426 code for a protein of 105 amino acids. The record is from RefSeq and is a predicted model, not a curated record. The transcript has 4 exons.